Triticum turgidum subsp. durum (durum wheat) is the source of this 852-nucleotide messenger RNA. The record is from the annotation of a GenBank genome assembly. NCBI's taxonomy places the organism in Eukaryota, Viridiplantae, Streptophyta, Magnoliopsida, Poales, Poaceae.
AUGGCGCUCUCCCGCCGCCGCCUCCUCCUCCUCUCCCUCGUUGCCAUGACGGCGGUCACUGGCACCUCCAAGGUCAUCGUGACAAGGUGCUACCCGCCGCCGACGCCCCACCCCAACGGCAGGGGCGCGUUCCACCGCAGUCUUCUCUCGCUCCUCGACGACCUCCCCUCCGCCGCCGCACCGACGGGCUUCGCCUCCAUGCGGACCCGCGGCGCGUUCGCCCGUGGCCUCUGCUUCGGCGACCCCGCGCCCGGCCCGUGCCUCCACUGCCUGUCCGACGCCGGCGGGAAGAUCGCCGACCAGUGCGGCAACGCGGGCUUCCUGAACGACGGCUGCUUCCUGGGCUACGCCGACACCAACGUUUCCUCCGACGGCAUCGACAUCGGUGCCCUCACCUUCUCCGACGACUCCGUCCCGGGCAUCGACGACAUCGACGUGCUGCACUUCUUGGCCGUGGCGCUGCCCCUGGUCCCGCAAUCCGCGAACGGCCGGGUGCCCGCCGCCGACGCGACUGCCACGGCGAGCAACGGCGACAAGGUGCGCGUGCUGGCACAGUGCGCGCCGGACCGCGCCCCGGCGGGGUGCGACCUGUGCCUGAGUGAUGCGGUGCUGCAGAUGGCCACGAGCUGGGGGCUCACCGCCGACGGCGUGCAAGGAAGCGUGGCCGCGGUUCUGGGCCCAGACUGCUACCUCCGUCUCGAGAUAUCGGCACCGCCGCUGAGAGAGAAGAUUCGGAGGAUCGUAAAGGAUCACAUCUUCCUGACUGUGUUCAUCUGCACCAUCGUCGUCGGAGCUAUCCUCGCGCUGGUAGCUCAUUUCUGCAGCCUGGUGAUGAGAAAGGCCGGGAAUUGA